Colletotrichum godetiae is the source of this 1485-nucleotide messenger RNA. Its product is annotated as major facilitator superfamily transporter. Lineage: Eukaryota; Fungi; Ascomycota; Sordariomycetes; Glomerellales; Glomerellaceae. The record is from RefSeq and is a predicted model, not a curated record. Gene Ontology annotation, cellular component: membrane. The transcript is spliced from 3 exons. Bases 1 to 1485 code for a protein of 494 amino acids. Gene Ontology annotation, biological process: transmembrane transport. Gene Ontology annotation, molecular function: transmembrane transporter activity.
AUGGGAGUUCCAGAAAUCGAAAAGACUACUGUCGCCGAUUCGCCUCGGAGCAAGUCUCCCUCUUCUGUCGAUGCACGAGGAGUACAGCCUAGCGUUGUAGGACUUGUCCAGGAGGAACCGAAGCUUACAUGGCGGUCAUAUGUAUGGGAUACCUUAGACAAGUCGCCCGAGGAACGGAAGUUCAUGUUCAAGUUGGACGCUGUGAUUCUGACUUUUGCAAGUUUGGGAUACUUCAUCAAGAAUCUUGACCAGAUUAACAUCAACAAUGCCUUUGUGUCUGGCAUGAAAGAAGACAUGAAGCUCUUUGGCAAUGAGCUCAACUACAUGCAAGCUUGCUGGACUGUCGGAUACGUCAUUGGCGAAAUUCCUAGCAACAUCCUUCUCACCCGUGUCCGCCCAUCUAUCUGGAUUCCUGCAUGCGAAUGCACUUGGGCCAUUCUAACAAUCCUUAUGAUCAAAUGCACAAACGUCACACAGCUUUACGUUCUCCGUUUUUUCAUCGGUCUCGCCGAGAGUACAUUCUACCCCGGCAUGCAAUACAUCAUCGGGUGCUGGUACAGAAAAGACGAACUCGCCAAACGCUCCUGCCUCUUCCACUCCGCGGGAUCCAUUGGUUCUAUGUUCUCUGGAUACCUCAUGGCCGCCGUCUAUAAUCUCAGCGGUGUCCACGGAUGGAAGGGCUGGCAGUGGCUCUUCAUCGUCGAUACUGUCAUUUCUCUGCCGAUUGCAAUUGCCGGGUUUUUCUUUCUGCCUGACGUGCCUGAGAUCACGAAAGCCUGGUGGCUGACGAAAGAUGAUGUAGCGCUUGCGCAGAAACGGAUGCAGCUUGAGGGGAGGGCGAACCGGCAACCAUUUACAAAGGCCAAGAUUAAGAAGAUUUUCACGAGCUGGCAUAUCUAUGCCCUAACUGCACUGUAUAUCUUCUUCAACAACGGAUGCGGUAUCAUGAGUCAACCCGCCUUCCAGCUGUGGUUGAAAGGAGAGGGAUACUCUGUCAAGGAGUACAACACAUACACGACGAUUACCUCCGCUAUCACGGUCAUAACGACGUGGAUCUACGCCUGGUCCUCAGACUCCGUUUUCAAGGGGGAGAGAUGGCCGCCAAUAGUCUUCUCUGGAACACUCAACGUUGUGCUCUACUCGAGUUUGGCGGCGUGGAAUAUUUCCGAUUCGUGGAAAUGGGGAUGUUUCCUGCUGGUUGGAUUUGGUGGUGGCAUCAGCGGUUUGACCUUCGCGUGGGCCCAUGAGAUUUGCAAAGACGAUAACGAGGAGAGGGCGCUGGUAACGGGCUCGAUGAACCAGAUGGCGUACGUUUUCCAAGCAUGGUUGCCGCUGCUUAUCUGGCAGCAGGUCGAGGCACCUCGGUACCCGAAGGGUUAUAUCACGAUGAUUUUCUUUGCCGUUGGUAUGGCGGGGACUUCGCUGCUGAUCAGGUUCUUGCAUCGGCGGGAAUUGGGGAAGAAGCUGGCAGUACCGGCUGCUUGA